AUGGCAGAAAAUGAUGAUUAUUUAGAGACGAUUGACAACAAUCAUUUAGACGGGACAAACGGAUCCCUAAACAUGACUGACAAUAGUCUUGGGGGUGGUGAUGAAGCUGCUGGUGGUGAAGUGCCCGAUUUGGCGGCAAUCAAAGCCCGUGUUCGAGAAAUGGAGGAGGAGGCUGAAAAAUUAAAACAGAUGCAGACAGAGGUUGACAAGCAGAUGAGUAUGGGUAGCCCACCAGGACUCACGAGUCCAUUAAACAUGUCCAUCGAGGAGAAGAUCGAGGCAGAUAACAGAUCAGUGUACGUCGGCAACGUGGACUACGGCGCCACUGCCGAGGAACUAGAACAGCACUUCCACGGAUGUGGAUCUAUUAAUAGGGUUACGAUAUUAUGUAAUAAGUUUGAUGGCCAUCCUAAGGGAUUCGCCUACAUAGAAUUUGGGGACAAAGACAGCGUUCAGACCGCAAUGGCAAUGGACGAGUCGUUAUUUAGAGGGCGGCAAAUUAAGGUGAUGCCGAAGCGUACAAACAAGCCAGGCUUGUCAACGACGAACCGGCCGCCGCGCGCCAUGCGGGGCCGCGGCCGCUCGUUCCGCGGGGGCUUCUCACCGUACUACUCGGGCUACCGGCCCGUACGCCGCGGCAGAGGUUACAGGCGCGGCAUGUAUUACUCUCCGUACUGA
Spodoptera littoralis (African cotton leafworm) is the source of this 678-nucleotide messenger RNA. NCBI's taxonomy places the organism in Eukaryota, Metazoa, Arthropoda, Insecta, Lepidoptera, Noctuidae. The record is from the annotation of a GenBank genome assembly.